Messenger RNA from Meriones unguiculatus (Mongolian gerbil), 2376 nucleotides. It is a transcript of the gene Micu1, whose product is annotated as mitochondrial calcium uptake 1. The coding region runs from base 152 to 1642 and encodes 496 amino acids. Gene Ontology annotation, cellular component: uniplex complex. The record is from RefSeq and is a predicted model, not a curated record. Gene Ontology annotation, molecular function: calcium ion binding. Gene Ontology annotation, biological process: mitochondrial calcium ion homeostasis; calcium import into the mitochondrion. NCBI's taxonomy places the organism in Eukaryota, Metazoa, Chordata, Mammalia, Rodentia, Muridae. The transcript has 13 exons.
CUAUGUUUCGCCAAGAUCCCGACAGUCCCAGCGGCUAAGGGAGUCACGUGAGAGUGGGCGGUGGACGCAGGAACGAGGCUUCUGCGUCUCUAUGGUUGUCAGAGGCGGCUGGCAUUUCCCGAGUUGCUGCUGAAGCUGGAGCGUGGACGGGAUGUUUCGUCUUAACACCCUUUCUGCAUUGGCAGAACUAGCUUUGGGCUCUCGAUGGUACCAUGGAGCAUCACAGCCCACACAGAGCAAACGAAGACUCAUGAUGGUGGCUUUCCUGGGAGCAUCUGCAGUGACUGCAAGUACUGGUCUCUUAUGGAAAAAGGCUCAUGCAGAAUCUCCACCUUGUGUCAAUGGCAAAAAGACUGACACUGAUGAUAAAGGGAAGAAUAAAGAUGAAGGGGAAGUCUGCAACCAUGAAGGAAGGUCUGCAGAUGCUGAGGCCGAGCUUAAUCCAGAAGAGAAGAAGAAGAAGCGCUCUGGAUUUAGAGACAGAAAAGUGAUGGAAUAUGAGAAUAGGAUCCGAGCCUACUCCACACCAGACAAAAUUUUCCGCUAUUUUGCCACCUUGAAAAUAAUCAGUGAGCCUGGUGAAGCGGAAGUGUUUAUGACUCCACAGGACUUUGUGCGCUCCAUCACACCCAAUGAAAAGCAGCCAGAGCACUUGGGCCUGGAUCAGUAUAUAAUAAAGCGCUUUGAUGGCAAGGAUAAGUUGUUCAAAAGGAAAAAGGAAAAUGUACAUAGGGUCAGAAUGAAAGUAAUGAAAAUUGCCCAGGAGCGGGAGAAGUUUGCUGAUGAAGGCAGUAUCUUCUAUACCCUUGGAGAAUGUGGCCUUAUCUCCUUCUCUGACUACAUUUUCCUUACAACUGUUCUUUCCACUCCUCAGAGGAAUUUUGAAAUUGCUUUCAAGAUGUUUGACUUGAAUGGAGAUGGAGAAGUGGACAUGGAGGAGUUCGAGCAGGUUCAGAGCAUCAUUCGCUCACAAACGAGCAUGGGCAUGCGUCACAGAGAUCGUCCCACUACUGGGAACACCCUCAAGUCUGGCUUGUGUUCAGCCCUCACAACCUACUUUUUUGGAGCUGAUCUCAAAGGAAAACUGACCAUCAAAAACUUCCUGGAAUUUCAGCGUAAACUUCAGCAUGACGUUCUGAAGCUGGAGUUUGAACGCCAUGACCCUGUAGAUGGGAGAAUCACCGAGAGGCAGUUUGGUGGCAUGUUGCUGGCCUACAGUGGAGUGCAGUCCAAGAAGCUGACCGCCAUGCAGAGACAGCUGAAGAAGCACUUCAAAGAGGGGAAGGGCCUGACUUUCCAGGAGGUAGAGAACUUCUUCACUUUCCUGAAGAACAUUAAUGACGUGGACACUGCAUUGAGCUUUUACCACAUGGCUGGAGCAUCUCUCGAUAAAGUGACCAUGCAGCAAGUGGCCAGGACGGUGGCGAAAGUAGAACUCUCAGAUCAUGUGUGUGACGUGGUGUUUGCACUCUUUGACUGUGAUGGCAAUGGGGAGCUGAGCAAUAAAGAGUUUGUUUCCAUCAUGAAGCAGCGGCUGAUGAGAGGCCUGGAGAAGCCCAAGGACAUGGGCUUCACCCGUCUCAUGCAGGCUAUGUGGAAAUGUGCCCAAGAAACUGCCUGGGACUUUGCUCUGCCCAAAUAGUAUCCCACCUCCUGCACCCUUAGCACCCUGGACCCCCUAGAAUGGCCCUUCAUGCUGCUGCUGCUUCUGGGAGUAGUAGCCCUGACCCCCAUCUUUUUCUGGGAGUGACUUCUGGGCUAACCUGGCUUCCCUCUACACCCUUCUGCUAGGCUCUGAGUGCAGUCAGUUCAAAGGUUCUGAAAAACCUUGAACAAGUGGAGACCUUAGCUCCUUUAACAAGUGCCCUGUGGGGAAAGAAUGAAUGCAUGGGCCCUUCCCAAUACCUGCCAACCCUGAGAGGCAUCUCACCCUCCAGCCUCUCUCGAUGUGGAUUUAUGUUAAUGAGAACAAUACCUGCUCUUCCUCCUCCUCCUCCUUUUUUUUUUUUUUUUUUUUUUUUUUUUUGAGCUGCAAGUUUGAAAAUACUCUGGCAGGAAUACUCUGGCAGGCAAAAGGAAAUCUGUGAUGAAUGAUACUGAAGAUGACCCUAUCACCCUGUGCUGGCAGGAAGCCUGGCCAGAAGACUAUCUAUACAUGGUGACUCCAGGAAGCCUUGUGUUCCCAGCAGAAUUCCAGAUUCAAAGUAGCUGUUUCAUGGUUCUCUAUGCUCUCAGGCCCUGGGAUGUCUCUGGGACCCUGCCUCACCUGACCUCCUUGUAUCACCUUCCCUCUCUACGGAGCCCAGACCCAGCUCAGAGUCUAUUUGCCCCAUGUCUAAAAUAUCACUUUAACUAUAAGAGUUUGCAGUAAAUAUC